Podarcis lilfordi (Lilford's wall lizard) is the source of this 7638-nucleotide messenger RNA. The record is from the annotation of a GenBank genome assembly. Lineage: Eukaryota; Metazoa; Chordata; Lepidosauria; Squamata; Lacertidae.
UUCAAACCAGCCAGGCAGCCAACCGGAGAGCUGAAGGGGCGGGCCCGGCCGCGAGCUUUGCGGGUAAAGUUGCUGUGGCGGGUAGGGCUGUGGAAAACAAGAGGCUAUCAAGUGCGUUGGAAACGACCCAUUCGACUGCGGCGAAGGAAGGUGAUCUGUGCGUUUUACUUGACCCCCCUCUCUCGACGUCGCCAACGGCCGCUGCUUCUCUUCCUCAGCUCCACCAGGCGAGGGGCUAAGUACCACAAACGUGUAAUUUUUACCCCCACCCUUUCUUAGAAAAGCGGGGCUGGGGCGGCUUGAGCUCUGGGGCGCGGCUGAGAAACGGUGACUGGGCUGUUUGGGGCUGACGCGACCCGGGAGCCGUGGGGCAGGCUGAGGGGGCGAAGGCGUCGGGGGUUUUUCGGGCAGGAAAGAGUUUGCGCGAGGGGAGGAAUGAAUUUCUAGCCUCUCCGAGGCCCGUGAAGAAGCCUCGAAAGAGCGGUUGGUGGUGAGGCGCGGAGGAGGGGGGGGGCGAAGUAGUUUGGGCGGGAAAGUGUCGCCACAGGCCGUGGGGGGGGGGCGCGAGGGGAGGAAGGCCCGGAAUGCGAACCUCAUUGUAAGCGGCCGCUGCCUCUUUUCCGCGUUGCUUAACUCGUUAAUUUUCCCUCCCUCUUUUUUUCGGCCCCCCCCCCCCGCAACCCACCCAGCUUUCCCCACCGAUCAGGGACCGUUGCCGCAGCCAUGGGCAAAGGCGACCCGAACAAGCCCCGGGGCAAGAUGUCCUCGUACGCUUAUUUCGUGCAAACGUGCCGCGAGGAGCAUAAGAAGAAGCACCCGGACACUUCGGUCAACUUUUCCGACUUCUCCAAGAAAUGCUCCGAGAAAUGGCGGGUAAGCAAGAAGCGGCUCGGCCAGGCCCAGCUAGGGCCCGCCUCGCCUGGCGUUGCUCGGCUAGGCGCCGCCUCCCAGCAAGCUCCCCCCUCCCCCUCCCAGCGGCGUUGGCGCGCGUUGCAGUUGCUCGCGCCCGCCCAAGGGCUUAAAAGGCGGGAACGGAGCUGGAGUCGGGCCUGCCAGCGGGCCCGCCUGAUAAACAGCUUCCCUUGCUCCUCCACCCCCUUGCCGAGCUUUUUUCGGCGGCCGCAGUUUCUAACAGUGCGAAGUUGCAGGAGCGGCUGGGUUUUGUAAACGGGGAUGGAAGGAAUAGAGCAAGUUCAAAGUUUACUAGGCUGUUAGCAUGUUUUUAAAAAGGCAUGGUGAAACCCCGCCUGUAAAUUUGUAAGGAGAGUUCUUUGAAAUGUUGCAACAAUAAAGGCUGCUGUGCAUUUUUAAGCUACUUCCAAACCGCGUUUGCCAAAUUGUGUCUCCUACUCCCCACGUUAAAAUGCUUUUCAUUACAGUACAUUACAGAAAACUAUUGGAUGUUCUGAGUAUUUCCAUAAUACUCUUUGAACUCCUCAGCUCUUCGGGACAGACUUGCAGAUUGCCAGGAUAGCUUACAAAAGCAAAUUUGCUAAAGUUAAGCAGAUUGAAAAUGGCCACCUACUGGAAUGUCUUAAUGUUUGCACCUUCUUGCCCGUGCCUCCUUCACAUUCUCAUUAAACUACAAUUUAAAGGAACUGGAGGUUCACAUACCAACUGUAGGUUUGGCAGUGUAGUUUUACUUAAGCCUUCCCCACUUUAAAUCAGCAAGAAAUAUUAAUAAAUGUUAGAUAUGUGUAUAUUUGUUCCAGGCAGUUUCUGGGGUAUUGGAAAAGGAAUAUCUUCUGUAUGGUCUGUGGGAGGAACAGAAUAUUAUUUUGCCCAUUCUUGGACUUGUAAUAAAUGCUUGUGCUCAUCGGUUGUAUGAUAAUUCUGUAAGUCCCAACUCAUUCUUACAACCAUUGUUUGGCAGGAAUUCAUUUUUUUCCUUUCUAGUGUCUGUAGCUAAACAAAAGGCUUUAAAGCAAAUCUGGAAAAAUAGGAAGUAGCAUAGUGGAAAAAACAAACUGGCUUGUUUGGAUAUGGUGCCUGCCUUAUCGUUGACUUCUAGUAUAUUGUUGUAGUUUUUCUUAACGUAUAUAAUAUGUGGAGAUGUUGCUCCCAGUAUUUAGUGGAUGGUUGUUGCCAAGGCCCCCAAACCUUAAAUAUAUGUGGUUUUAACAUCCAUUUUUCCCCUCCCUACAGACAAUGUCAGCAAAAGAAAAGGGCAAGUUUGAAGACAUGGCAAAGGGUGACAAAGUUCGCUAUGAUAGGGAGAUGAAAAGUUAUAUUCCUCCUAAAGGGGAGAAGAAGAAGAAGAAGGACCCCAACGCCCCCAAAAGACCACCGUAAGUUUAUCAAAGAUAUGAUUUUUUUGGUCUGCAUGUAAGUUAAUUUCAAAAUGAGUGGAACAUUUCUAUCAUCCCCUUAAUCUGAAAUCAUGCCAAGUUGUCUGACACAGUGUCCUUGUUCAUCCUGUAGAUCUGCUUUCUUCCUGUUUUGUUCUGAGCAUCGCCCAAAGAUAAAAAGCGACCACCCAGGCUUGUCUAUUGGUGAUACAGCAAAGAAACUAGGCGAAAUGUGGUCUGAGCAAACAGCAAAAGACAAACAGCCCUUUGAGCAGAAGGCAGCAAAACUAAAGGAGAAGUAUGAGAAGGUAAUGUGUUCCUUUUAGUUUUCUCUUAAUGUGCAUUAUGGUUUUACUAUUUGGGACCUUGAAUUGCCAACUGAAAAUUAGUGUUGAUUAUUUAGCAAAAGUUAAUGUUGGUACAGUAAUGACCUAGAAAAUAGCCUGAGGGUACAGUUUCUACUGGUGAGUCUAAAUGGUACUGGCUCUGAGAACACUACUAGAAGACCACCUAAGGAACAGCUCCCUUGGCGGAAAACUAUGCAAAAGUAACUGGUUUCAGUAAAAAGCAAAAGUCUUCCAGUAGCAUCGUUUGCUGUUUUUAAGGUUCAUAGUCUUACAUUAUAUGUUGUUGUAAAGAGACAUGGCGGCAAGGAUGAUUGCCAUGGGGAGAGUGAUAGAUGCUGUGAGCAUGUUUUGAAAGUGUCGGGAAGCAACCCAAAGAACAAAUGGGAAGAAAGUCCAAUUUAUCUUUCUGCAGAUGUGUUUUUUCAAACUAAAUUUUGCAUUGCUGUUGCAGGAUGUUGCAGCAUAUCGUGCCAAGGGGAAGGGUGAUGCAGGAAAGAAAGGUCCAGGUAGGCCAGCAGGCUCCAAGAAGAAAGUAGAACCUGAAGAAGAUGAUGAUGAGGAAGAAGACGAAGAAGAGGAGGAAGAUGAGGAGGAGGAGGAAGAUGAAGACGAAGAGUGAAGUUAUAAAGCUGCUGUAAAGAUUUUGUGCUCAAAAGUCAAUGAUUUUGCUAAGAAUGUGAAGUCGAGUGCAGCUCAUUGUUAGCUUCAGUAUAAAAACUGUACAGAAUUGUGUAUAGGUAAUGUGAUUGUAGGGAGACCUGUAUUCUAAUGUAAGUAGUAGCUGAAUGCCACUACUGUUAGAUUUUUAAAAGCUGAUAUUGUCAAAUGUUCAGGCAUAUUUAAUGGUUCUUUGGAUUCAGUGACAGCUUGAUUUUGAGCAGAGUUAAAAAAAAAUGGUAGUAAAAUUGGUAGUCAACCUUGUCUUGCAUACUAUUGCAUUGUAUUACUUUUUUAACAAUUUUGUAAUAAAAUGAUGUACAUUAUUCUUGUUACUAUACUGUAGUGUUAAUUUGCUUAAACAGUUGGAAAUGAUAGCAUAUGCCUGUGGUAAUGUCAUGAAGGGUAAGGUAACCUUAAAGCAGCCUUCUCUCAAUUGGUACGCUCAAAAAAUUUUGAGCUGCAACUCAUUUUCCUUGACAGUUUACUCUUUCUGAAUUUAAGGGCAUUUGUCCAGAACAUUAAUAAGGCAUGAGGUUGGAGAAGGCUGACUUAGAGAAGCCAUGUUAGACUUAAUUCAUGUUGCAACUUUUGAGACUGGAGUAAUUACAAGCAACUUUCACAUAAAGCAGAAGUGGGCAACCUGUGGCCCUUCAUAUGUUGAACAGCAAUUCCCUUCCCUGGCUAUGCUGAUGAUAGUUAUUCAGGAACAAGGGCAGGGCCAGAGGUUCCCCACUCCCAGUUGUACAGCAUUGCAAAUGUUCCUCUGCGUAACUAGGACUGUGUAUCACAUGCCUCUUAAAGUGGUACUCUGAAGUGGGGCUUGUAGUAUGAAAAAUCUUGUGUAAGUUCAGACCUGAAAAGUCUGUAGGAGAAAAUUAAAAUGUCAAAUUUGGCCACAUUAGAGAUGAGUUGAUUUAUUGUGCAGCAAUGGCAUGAUACAGCCAUGGGUUGGUUUUGGAUGUUGCUUGAUUUGAGGUUAGUGUGGCACAUGUAGAAGGUAAGGAAUAACCACUUAACUCCCUAAGCUUCUCCCUUCAUACUACAGGCUUAAUGGGGGCUAGCAUUAAGUGCACCUUUUUGAAAAUGCUUAGAAAUAUGCUGCACUGAGUUCUGUGUUUGCGGCUUCCCAUUUUAAGUUACAAAUAUUGCUUGUGUGUCAGGUCCAUAGUUGUAUAAGGAAACACUUAAUUCCUAUAAAUCAGAUACAUGGCCUUCCUGUUGACAAAGUUGUCCAGAAAUACUGUAUUGCAUGAUUAGUCUUCCAAAAUUUUUUUUUACCAGAAGCUUUUGGGGGGAUGUUGGAGAUUAAAACUCGCUCAUUGUAGCUAGGGGACCCCUCAAUAUAGUGCAGUACAGGAGCCAUUACUGCAUUCUUGCUUGUAGACAAGCUUUCAUAGGUAGUGGUGUAAAGACUACAUGAUUCUAGACUAGGAUUGGGGAACUUCAGGCCUGGGAUUUAAAUGGCCUCCAGAUUCCAAGUCAUGCUGCUUCGUUAUCUGCUCCAUGCCCUCCUUGAGUGCUUCUGCAUGACUGGAAUCAGUCAGUGAACAGAGAUCCUGAACUGCAGUAAUACUUAGUUUGCUCGGAGACACUCUUGUGGCUGGGAAGUAACAGUUUCUGUACAAAACUCACUUUCCUCCAGCCAAACAUGCAGCCCCUAUAAGGUUGCCUACAAAAGGGAUGGACAGUUGAAAAGGUUUCCUGUCCCUGUGCAAGACUAGUUGGCACUGAUGUUUACAUCAGAUCUUUUAAAUGAAAAAUGUAACUAUUUGGCUGAUUUAUUGCCUUCAGGACUACUACAUUAAUACAUUUUCAUAGCUUGCUAAUGAUGCAAAGUUACUGGUUCAUGUCUUGGAAACUCUCUUCCUCGUUUUAACUUAAGAAUAUUGUUUUGUAGUAGCUAGACCUUGUAUUCUGUAGGUCCUCAAUACAGAGCCUGGGCUGACGUAGAAAAUCAUACUUUUAACCCUCGUUACUGCACUGACACAGUAGAUACAAAGCAUCCAUUAAAGGUUCUGUCAGUGAAUAGUGCUGGCAAUAUCUCUAGGCCUUGGGUGAUGCUACUGGUAUGGCUGUUUUACACGCCACUUCAAAAGUUCAAUGGUGCACGCCAUAGCUAUGCCAUAGCAUUUAAGUGAUCUUCAGCAUACACUCUUACAUAAGAUCUGCUCUGUGCACAAAGCUGUAUGAGGUGGUAAGAUUGAAUUUGAGAUUAUAGGUGAAGGUGUGCCAUACUUCAAUGCUUUAUUGAAAGUUCAGAACAAAAGAACUAGUUUCCUGCUCUGCUAGCUACUACUUGUUGAGAGUGAUGUGUCAACUAGAGCACUCAAAAAUGUGAUCCCCACAUACAAUUUAAAUCAGUCAUUCUAUUGCAGGAUUUUACAACUUGCAUCAAAUCUUGUGCACAGCAUAGUUGCUCAAGGGUAUCUGAUCUGACCUGCUGGACUUGCAGUGUUACUGUGUCUUCAUACCUUAAAUUUUGGAAGAGGAAGAGUGCAUCCUAAAAGUUGGCAAGUUGCCUCAUGACACUGGUAUGCUUUUGAACUGCUAGGUUGGCAGAAGAAUGGCAUCAUAAACCUUGCCACAUCACUUAAGAGAAAUCAUGCUAUAUGCUUUUGUAGGUGAACAUCUUCAUUGCAGGAUCCUUUUUUCCAGGAAUUUCCUCAUGCAGCUAACUGUACUUGAGCCUAUAAGGUGGACCAAUAUGCGGUAUUUAUAAUCUAUUGCCUACAAGAUAAGCAGAGCAAUCCUAACCCCUGAUCUGUAGUAGCAUAAGGGGUUAGAAAGUGGCGGUAGUAUCUCACUGCCUAAUUCUGUUGAGCUCAUCUAGGCUUUGAGGCCACCACUGCACCUAUCAAAGACAGAGGUGGGUAGAAGCUACUAACAAUGGUAUUCCCACCAGUGGAAAGCCCUGGAAUGGGGCAUUUUGUUGUUCUCUUCUGUUAAGCUCUCACCUCUUAGAACCCUUCUUGAUAAAUACCCUAAAAUAGAGGCAGCAAAGUACCCUGGGAAAGAGUUUCUCUUAUGGCUUCAAGAUCCUCGUUUCAUUACUCCCUAACUAGGGAACCCUUCCCCCCAAACCAAAGAAUCAGUUUGGGAAAUGCCAGCUAUUGCAAAAAAGAAAUUAAAGAAAUUUCUGGCCGGGAGGGUGGCCACCUAUAGCGGGGUUUACUCAUUCCACCUUUAGGCAUUGUCCCCCCAUAGACUCCAGGAGAGUAUCCUAUGAUCCACAACCUACCCUACCCUAGAGGUGGCUCAGUCAAUGAUGCAAUACCACAGAAGCCUUGUUCUGGGAAGUAUGCCUCCUUUGAUCAGGCUAUAAAGCGUAUGCGCAGGUUCAGCAGGGGCGCUCUUGGCUAAGUGCGACAUUGAGUCGACUUUCCGUCUCCUGCCAAUUCACCCUGAGGAAUUUCUAUGGCUAGGUUUUGGAUUUGAGGGGGCUUAUUCCAUAGACAAAUCUAUGCCGAUAGGGUGCUCAGCAGCUUGUGCAGCCUUUGAGUCAGUUAGUACAAUUUUGGACUGGGCUCUUCGCCUUAGAUCUGGUUCUGAAGGGGUGACCCAUUACCUCGAUAACUCUUCCGCGCCCCCAUCAUUAGUAAUAGCCCUGAUUGCGCUUCUCCUUUAGAGGCUUUCACCUCCCUGGCUGAGGAGCUUGGGGUACCUUUGGUGGCAGACAAAACAUAGGGUCCAGUUUUGACCAUAACCUAUUUUGGGUAUUGAAUUGGACACAAUUGCACAGACAUCCCGCCUACCAAGGGAGAGGCUAGCAUUAAUUCUGCAACUUCUUCCCUCAAGAAGAUCACCCCAGGCCAGCGUCACUUCACGCGUCGGUCACCUCAACUUUGCAUGCUGGGUAGUGUCCCCUGGCCGCCCCUUUUGUGGGCGAUUGGCUACGCUGUCAGCGGGACUGCGUGCUCCGCAAAACUGAGUGCGCCUCUCUAAAGUGGUCAAGUCAGACUUGAAGGUUGGGUUGAAGUUCCUGGAAAAGUACAAUGGCAUUUGCGUGUUGACGAGUUCAGGAAUCACCAGGUAUCCUUCUGGACCGACAAACGGUUGUCAGUGUCCCGUCAAAGCAAUUCUCGCACUCUCCUAGAUCUGCCCCGGACCUUUGUCCUUUUGUGCUUAGAAUUAAACAUCUAUUUCUCUACCAAAUUUACCCCUAGGGUUGACAAUGACAUCACAGAUGCUCAGGCGCAGCAAAUUGCCACAGCCAUUCCGGGAGCACCUUUGGAGCCUUGGGAGCGUGAUGUCUUGAAGGGAGUAUUAGCUCCAGGAGCCCCGUCCACGCGUAGAUCUUUUAAAAAGGCUUGGUUGGACUUUACGAAGUUCCAAGGCAAAUUUAU